Messenger RNA from Anopheles funestus (African malaria mosquito), 1120 nucleotides. RefSeq lists its product as uncharacterized. The transcript has 4 exons. The coding region runs from base 158 to 814 and encodes 218 amino acids. NCBI's taxonomy places the organism in Eukaryota, Metazoa, Arthropoda, Insecta, Diptera, Culicidae. The record is from RefSeq and is a predicted model, not a curated record. Gene Ontology annotation, molecular function: glutathione peroxidase activity. Gene Ontology annotation, biological process: response to oxidative stress.
GUGGAGUGAGUAAAGAAAUCGAAAACGAGAUCGUACGCAUGAACGCAGCACCGCUCGGACAGUUUUCUACUUCGUUCGCAACUGCAAGUGUCGUGCCAGAGUUGGCCAUUAACAUACGACGCUAAUUGGAAUAACUUGUACAAGAAGCGAUAAAAGCAUGUUUCUGUUGGGACGCCGUCUUCUAACCGGGCCGCGUGGUGCCGCAAUGGGAGCGACGGUUGGACUACUUGGAACUGCAAUGGUCGCCAUCAAUCUGCUUUCCUCACCGUCCGGUGUUGCUGCUUGCUCAGCAGCCCAACCUCCAGUUACCGGUGCUGAUGGUAAGGUCGCCUCAUCCGUGUAUGAUUUCACCGCGAACGACAUCGAUGGGAAACCGGUUCAGCUUGGCCAAUAUCGUGGCCAUGUACUGAUUAUCGUCAAUGUUGCUUCUAACUGUGGCUACACCGAAGGCCACUAUAAGGAGUUUAAUCAACUGUACAAGGAGUAUGCUGAAUCCAAGGGAUUGCGCAUUUUAGCGUUCCCUUGCAACCAGUUCGGUGGACAGGAGCCGGGCACUAACGCGGAAAUCAAACAGUUUGCCGAGGGGCGCGACGUAAAGUUUGACAUGUUUGCAAAGGUGGACGUGAACGGUGACGACGCUCAUCCGCUGUGGCAGUAUCUGAAACAGCGCCAGGGUGGUACGCUGAUUGAUGCGAUCAAGUGGAACUUUACCAAGUUCAUCGUCGACAGGAAUGGGCAACCGGUUGGACGGUACCCACCCACUACUAGCCCGCUCGAAAUGCGCGACGAGUUGGAGAAGUACCUCAACCAAUAAGCGCGGGGUUUUUCCAGCAUAAAGCAUAAAGAUAAAUAUGUAAAGCAACAAAUGUCCAACAGGAUGUGACACGUUAGCCAUCUUCUAAUUAACAAAAGAUAAUUUUGUCAUGCGAAUUGCAUACUGGUAGGCGCAUUUGAAUCACCAGAAACUAACCCCUAAAGGUAUGCAAUUUAAUUGACAAAAUGAUCAAAAAUGUCAGCUAACAAAGCUCUUAUCUGGAUGGAUAGCCCGCGUAGCUUGUGCUAUUAUACCCUCGAAUAAAACAUGCAUGCACUUGUAUUCAGUAGCGAAUAUCAACGAAUA